Haliotis rufescens (red abalone) is the source of this 3609-nucleotide messenger RNA. RefSeq names its product glutamate receptor 1-like. NCBI's taxonomy places the organism in Eukaryota, Metazoa, Mollusca, Gastropoda, Lepetellida, Haliotidae. The record is from RefSeq and is a predicted model, not a curated record. The transcript has 13 exons. Gene Ontology annotation, molecular function: glutamate-gated receptor activity. The coding region runs from base 644 to 3091 and encodes 815 amino acids. Gene Ontology annotation, cellular component: membrane.
GCAGUGUUCAUUUCUUUGUCUACACUAGAAUAUUAUAUUCGGUUACACACGUCAUCACGUCAUACCUUACCUGUAAGGUAACCAGCGUUACUAGUGCUAAUACUCCAAACGGAUACGAUAUGAUAACGGACGCUGCACAUGUCGAUAACGUUUGUCAAGGGAUGUCAACCUGAAGGUAUCAGACAGAAGAACAUCGCUUUGAGGUUGCAAUACGCGAUCAGGUAUAAGUUUGUGAUCUGUUUAUUACGCAUGGCGUGGUCUUUUACAUUGACUUUAGUCGUGUAACUGAAUAGUUUAUUUGUAUCGACAGGCAUCCAUGUCGGCUUGGAUGUUUGUCAAAUGGAUGCAUGCAAGCAACAGCAGUAACAGCGUCUUUCGGGUGGUGAAUAUUAAUCAACACUGGUGUCACUCUGGAGCUGGGAUGUUGAGUCGAUGAUGUACACGGCAAAAGCCAUCAGAAUUUACACCGACAUAUGCUAAUCGAUGCUAGAAAGCGUUUCUUAACAGGUGUUAUUUUUGGUAUGUAUAGGUUUACAACAUAUUAUGGCCUGAGGAAAAUAGCCGACUUCCUGUUUUAAUUGACCAGUUUGAAAGAAAUUAUCAGGAUUCGCCCAGACACACAGCCUCGGAACCAGACGCCUUUAUGAUGUCUUGGAUUUGUACCUUGCAGUUGAUCAUCUUCAUCAUGUACACAUCCUUGCACGUUUGGACACUGUCUCUGGAUAUCUUGCUGAAUAUCAAGGAGCAUGAUAAAUGCCCCCAUCCUGUGGUGUGCCAUAGAAAUGUUUCAGUCAAUAGUCAGUUAAAUGUGACCAACUGGCUGGUUUCAGCUGGGGACCAAUUUACUGCGUCGAAGACAGUGAGAUCGGUACAUGGGGAUGUGGUUGUCCUGGCGUCUCUCUCUCCCUGUCAGCAUACCUUUAAUCCCUCCUCCCACAGGGAUUAUCUCAACAUCAGCCUCUGCUCCGUGGUCUGCCCCGACUUCCUUUCCAGCCAUACAAUAUAUAUUCAAUCAGUGUUCAGCGUCACAAACACAAAGCAGUCCUACUUUAAUGCCCUUGUCAGACCCGAUUCAAUGGAGGUUGUCAUGGAAGGCAUUAACUUGAUACUCGGUCAUGCGAAGUGGAAGACGUUCGUUGUUAUUGCUUCAUCUUAUGAUGUUUUGACUGCACUAUCUGGAGGUCGACUGGCUUCUCUCAAGUUACUGCUGUAUAUGAUAGAUGAUCCCAAGAAGCCACAAGAAAGUAUUGACCUCUCCAACAUAUACCAGCUACUUCCAGAGAAGGACCUCAUCCUUCUUGCGAUGUGUCCCUCCGAUUGUAUACAGAAGCUCCUCGCUCAGGCUCACUUCUUGGAAUCGAACAUGUCAAUGGCGAAGGCAACUGGGUUCCCACAAUGGCUGAUGGUUCCUUCAUCUGGAAGUGUCAUGGACAUUGCUCAGAGUCGUGAGCCAAUAAAAAUUGAUGAUGUUGUUUUCCUGGAGUUCACUCCGUGCUCUAAAUAUUAUUCACCACUGAACCUGGAGAAUAUCACGAAGCGUUUGUCAAGCUUAGAAAGGACACAUGUGACAGCCCAGGCGGCUGACAAAACAGAAUGGAUACAGAAGAAUGCAACAACAAGUGAAUCCCCCGUUCAAGCUAAAAUGCAAGUUCUCAGUAAAACCCAUACUGGAACACAUGUUGAAACCGUUGGCUAUAUUGGGAGAGAUGAAACAGUGGAGCUCAAGCAUCAGCUCUAUCACGGGAGCAAUUAUGGAUUUCACAACCGAACGUUAAUUGUCGGGACUCUGGAGUGGCCGCCAUUUGUGAUCAAGCGAGUGGAGAAUGGUUUUGUCAGCUACGGCGGCCUUUGCAUCCAGCUGUUGCAGGAACUGGCAAAACAACUCAAUUUCAGCUUCACCCUCCUGGAGCCAGGUGAUAGGGAGUGGAGUCGGGUACUGAACGGCAGUUGGACGGGCCUGGUGAAGUUACUUACCAAUGAGGAAGUUGAUUUGGUUGUGGCACCGAUGGCUGUGAGUAAGAGCAGAUCGACAGUCAUCGACUUCACAACGCCAUACUUCUACGUCCAAUCAGCUUUAAUAAUCGGCAAACAAGACCCAAAUAUCAACAAAUGGUUGACCCUACUCGCCCUGUUCCGCUAUGAGGUUCUUAUUUGUAUCCUCGUCUCCCUCAUCUUCUCCACCGUCUUCCUCUUCCUCAUAGAAGAAGUGACACCUGUCCAUUCGUGGACAGAGGGCAGACCCACGGAUAUGCCGACCCGUUAUGGGAAUAUACUCUGGUACCAUUUUGGAGCUCUCAUGGCGAAUGGGGGAGCAUAUCUUCCCAACACAGAGUCCGGUCGUACAAUGCUCAGCUGCUGGUGGAUGUUCUCGGUGAUAAUGGCGGCUAUCUACAGUGGAAAUCUCAUAGCCUUCCUCACCGACGGACGAGAGAAACCUCCCUUCUCCAACCUGGCUGAGAUGGUGCAGCAGGACACAUACCGAUGGGGGUUUGUAGGAGGAUCUGUAUUGGUCACUCUCUUUCAGGAAUCCAACAUCUCCGUCUAUCAGAAGAUAUGGCAUCGUGUGGAGGAUAUCACGACCAACGACCCUGAUUGGUUGAGUAAAGAGGGCGACGAGCACCUGCGCCGAGCGGCCGAGAGCCAGUACGUCUACAUCGCAGAAGAGUCUACUUUGGAGAUGUGGGACGACCCACGGCGGUGUGAUUUACAAAUGCUAAGCGACAACUUCUAUUUCGGCAAAUAUGCAGUUGGCCUACCCAAACACAGUUUAUACACACAGCUAUUCUCUAAACAAAUAUUGAAAAUAUAUGAAAGCGGCCUCCUGCAUAUGUGGUGGAAUCAAUGGAAACCCAAACAAUGUGAGCCACCAAGCAGAAAAUCGAAGAGGAUGGACAUCUUAGCCUUGCAGAGCGCUUUCUAUGGCGCAGGGGUGGGUGUGGCCAUGGCACUCGUGGUCCUUAUGAUUGAAAUCAUUAAUAACCGGAGAUGUAAACAAAGAGAGCAAGGACAGUCUGAGAGUGUUGAAGAGUCAGUUUGCCCUGAUAACUCAUCCCAGGAUCAAUCCUACCAAGACACACCUUCCACCACCUGACGUACACCAAUCUUGCACAAGAAGGACCUUUUGGAGGCUUGGCAUAUGUUACCCCAUUUUGAUCAUAUCUGUUGAAAUGCAUUGGCCAAAGUUUAACUUAACAGUUACUGUUCUCUGUCCGUUUGGGUUUUAUAUGACAAGAUCAUCAGUGAAAUGGUCAUGGAACCACUUUUGAUGUUGAUCGUUGUUUUCUGUCAGGGAUGGUCUUCACAGUACCAAAUAUGACACACACAGUCAAUACAAUGCACUACUCUAACCUGGAAAAAUACUUAAGCUUCAGAACAUAAUUUACGCAGAAGAUACAUGUGUAUGUAUAUAUGUUAUAAAUGCCAUAAGUGGAGGAAGGUAGAAUUCCGUGGAACUCCCCAGUUUGUCAUUUAUAAGCUGCAAAUGAAUAUUGUUUUAAUAACAAUUUUAAGAUUAUGUAAAUCAGUUAACAUUGUAUAAGUGAACCGAUAUUAAUCGUUCGUGUUAUGAACUAUUAUAACAUUACAUUUCUCUUGUUAAAUAAAACUUGU